GGUUGUGUUGUGCAAAUGUGUUACGACCUGUGUCCUGUGUGACGUCAGUUCACCGAAAGCAGUCAAAUGGCGCGGUAACGAAGCCCGUUUACCCAAAAAAUAAUAAAAAAAAAUAACAACAAAAACGUUUCGUGUGUGUUUGUAUUUAUGUAGUGUUCCCUCGGGAUUCCUGCCGUGUUAUGGCCAAUUAUUACCAGAUACACCAUGAAGUUGAUCUAUUCAAAAAAGAGGCAGAUUCAGACGUCGAUUUAAGCGGCAACGAGGACUCUGACGAUUCAUCGGCAGGUGCUGAAGAUUACCAACUACAAGGCAAAUACAAAAAAUUACUGAACAAGGGCCGGUGGAGUAAAGAAGAGGAUGCCUUAUUGAAACAAUACGUUGAAGAAUACAACGCGAAAUGGGACGUGAUCGCCGAACAUUUCCCAGAUAGAUCGGACGUCCAGUGCCAACAAAGAUGGACGAAAGUGGUGAAUCCCGAGCUGGUCAAGGGGCCUUGGACCAAAGAAGAAGACGAAAAAGUGAUCGAGCUGGUGAACAAAUACGGCGCUAAAAAAUGGACCCUAAUCGCCCGCCAUUUAAAGGGGCGCAUAGGCAAACAAUGUAGGGAACGUUGGCACAAUCAUCUGAAUCCGAAAAUCAAAAAAUCGGCGUGGACUGAGCAGGAGGACGAAAUCAUUUAUCAGGCCCACCAGGUGUUGGGUAACCAGUGGGCUAGGAUCGCUAAACUGUUACCCGGCCGGACCGAUAACGCCAUUAAGAACCACUGGAAUUCGACGAUGAGGAGGCGAUACGAGAACAUCGACGGCAGGAAAAACAAAAAGAAAAGCCAGCAACGGAAGCAGGUGGAUGUGAGCAGUCUUACUAAGCUGUCCCACUCGGGAUUCGUUAAUAAGCAGCAGGAUAAUAUCAACACUUUGUAUAAUAAUGAAGAUUGGGUCGACGUAUACGACCAAGGUAGCAACCAGUCCAGCGUCUCGAUGGGCGCUCCUAGCCCCCUAGAAAGACUGCAGCCCUCGCCUGUCACUUGCCAGGUGGUGGCGAACAACAUCGCUGAGACACACAGCUACGCCCGUAGCUAUCCUCCGAGUCAGCCUUCGCCUGUCAAACUGACCCCCAUGAAUGAAGAUGCCAUUAACGAUUUCGACAUGGACAAGUUCGACAAGUUCUAUAAUGCGCCGACGGUCAUUAGUCCGUUGAAGGUCAACAGUAGGAAUAUUAAGUCAAUUUUGGAGCCCCAAACGUACCAAACCCUAACUUCGAGUACCGCUUCGUCCCACCAACCGCCCCGCGCCUCCACCCCGCCGAUACUGCGAAGGGGGGCACGCGCUCGCAGGAGACGAGACAGCGAAGAACACAACAAACAGGAAGAGAACUUGUACCUGAACCAGCAACCGGGCCCCAGCCAAAUAACCAGGGACGACCUCAGUCAGAUGCUCGAGGGGGCCAAACCGACGAUUUUCAGCCCCCUACGGACAAACUUGGGUUCUCCGAUUAAGCAGCUGCCCUUCAGUCCAUCGCAGUUUUUAAAUAGUCCCGCCAUGGCUCACAUUAGCUUCGAUGUGGCGCUUAGUUCGACCCCGAAGAAGCUGCCAAUUGUCAGUAGUGCCAAGGCUGAGACUCCCAGACAGCAGCUUCGGGAACACAGUCCCCUAAGCACCCCAAGAGGACUUCACUCGCUGAAAACUGACUCUGCAGGUCCUUCCACCUCUGAAGUCAGUACGCCGAGUACGCGUCUUUACUUGAACGGCGACACGCCCCGCACUCCCACACCCUUUAAAAAGGCACUGGCCGAUCUGGAAAAGAAAUCUGGACCGAUAACAAAUCUGCCUGACACGCCCUCGUCCAGACUGGAAGACAUCACAGAAAUCAUGAAGAAGGAUCAGGACAGUCAGUAUGAGACCGACACGAGCACAGUAACUUCUUCGGCUAUGAACGACAGCGGCUACUUAACGGGCAAAAGAAAAGCCAGCAACGGCUUAGCCGACGGCAAAGAAAACGUUCUUCCUAACAAGAGGGUGAGGAAAGCGCUCGCGCCCUCUUGGGCCUCCACCUCCAUGUCCUCGUGCAUCUCUUCCGACAUGUCUUUCGCCGUUGAGACACCCAGUAAAACGUUAGGAGACGACACAUCGAUACUCUUCUCGACGCCUCCCUCACUAAUUAAGGAUUCUCUCGGAGUUUCGGCCUUGGAAUAUGCCGCGCCAUCCGGCGGAAUGUCUAAGCUUGCUUCAAACAGGCAGUCUGGAAGCGCGCCCCGCUCCACUGCGGCCAAGCGAAUCACUUUCGAGGAGGCACAACCCAAUAAAGCUCCCAAGAUUGACAGAUUAUGGGCGGCCAUCGCUUUCGGACGUACCCAGGACCAGCUGGACCUCACCGAGAAGGCGCACAGAUUUUUAAAAAGUAACGGAUUAAAACCAAGAUCGCUUUUAUUUUAAUUUUUUUUAUAUAUUUAUGUUAGUGUAAAUGUCUAAGUUGCAAUAUUUACUUUAAAGGAUUCCUUAUGCAUGUAAGAGUUCCGCCUUUGUGUCACGUCAUUUACAGUAUUAAGUUGUCUAGUUUCGUAGCCUUUUCAGGUUAAAUAUGACAAUAUUUAAUCUCCUCUUUAAGAAUGCGUGUAAUUAUUUAAGGAGGAAGUAUCUAAUUGUCGUUAACUGUAAAUAGUUUUAAUAGAUUGUUGAUCAUUUUUUAAAAACAGGGUGGUGAAAUAACGGUUUAAUGGCCAGGGCCGAGCCUAGGGUAUUUGCCGCCCGGGUGCAAGAGCUAAUUUUGCCGCCCCUUCUGCAGUGAUUUUUAUUAAAAGUGUUUUAAAAAAUGCUCUUAUCAAAGUACAACGUUUAAAAAAAAGGGUGUAAUAAAAAAAUCAUAUUGAAUUAAAUUCUAAACACACAUAUAUUAAUUAAUAUAUCAAUAUUAUCUAUACAAAAAAUAUCCAUAAAAGCAUAUAUUAUUUACUUAUAUAAGUAUUUAUAUAUUAAUAUGUAAUUACAUCGAUAUAAACACCUAAAGAAAAUAUAUUUUACUUACAUACUAAUUUAAAGAAAUUAAAAAAAAGUAAUUUGAACCCUGGUUUAAAUGCUAGCAUUUACUUUUCUUGCCUUUUUAUAUGCAAAUACCCUAAUUAGGUCGGUAACAUCUAAAUUAGAAACAAUGUCUUCCUUAAUACUUAUUAUUGAUAAAUUUGAUAGUCUUGAUUGGCUCAUUGUGGAUCUUAAGUAGUUUUUUAUUAAUUUUAGUUUGGAAAAUGAGCGUUCCCCAUGAGCUACAGUGACUGGCAUUGUUAAAAAUAUUCUUAAAGCUACGAAUAAAUUUGGAAGUAUGCCUUUUAAAUCGUUAGCAACCAGAUAUAUUAAUAUUUCUUUGGCCGAGAAAAUAUUUCUAUCAUUAAUGUAAAUUGAUAAUAUGUCGAUUUCAUUAUAGAGGUCCAAUCCAUUUAUGUCCAUAUUUUUUGUUUCAGGGUCAGUUAAUUUAGCUUCUAAAUUCUUACAAUAGGGCAUUAUUUCGGGUUUGGAAAAUGCUUUCAAAUUGUUUAAAAAACCAAAUAAUUCAAUAGGUUUUUGUAAAUCGUGAAAUCUCUCAUCCAAUUUUGAAGUUGAAAUAUCGAGAAUAUUAAAAAAAAAAUUACUUUAAAAUUUAUUUCUGGAGAUUGGAUUGGCUCAUCCUUGUGUUCAUAAUCAAAAAACGUUUUUUUUCCUUGGUCUUAUUGAGUGAAUGGCUGGAAAGGAAAUUUCGGCGUCUACUUCUUCCGCAAUUUUCUUAGAUUCAUUUAUCAUGUCUAAAAACCCGUUUUCCGAUCUCAUUUGUGUCAAAAAUAAUUUGAUUUCUUUUAGCAUCUGUACAGCUUCUGCUAAAAUAACAUUAGACUUUUGCAGUGUUUUGCUUACUAUAUUAAUUUUUGCCAAAAUGUUGUACCAAAUAACUAACGAACAAAUAAAUUUAAAUGAUUUUAUUUUAUUUAUUAGGGACAUUGCAAUAUUCUUUGUUUCAUUAUCUCUGCUUUCAUCAUUAAAAAGCGUAAACAGAGCAUCAUACACUUUUUCUAACUCAAAUCUAAGAGUUUUUAUUGCCUCAAUACGGCUUUCCCAGCGGGUAUCCAAUAAGGGCUUUAGUGUUAGCCUGGACAGCUCUUUUAAGAGAGCAUUCCAUCUGUAAGUUGAGGCCGAAAAAAAGACAUAUAUUUCCUGAAUAAUGCUAAAAAAAUUAGUUACUUCUAGAGAGCUUUUUGCUGCAUCAUUAACUACUAAAUUUAAACUAUGGGCGGCACAGGGUACAAAAAAGGCUCUAGGAUUAAUAUUUAAAAUUUUUUUUUGUAGGCCAUUGUGCUUGCCUUUCAUGUUUGCUCCGUUGUCAUAGCCCUGACCUCUCAUAUCGGCAAUAUCAAUAUCCAGUUCUUUUAAAUAAUUUAAUAAAAAAUCUGUUACCCCUGACCAGUAGUGUUUGUAACUUUACAAAAUCCUAACAAAUGUUCUCAAAUUUCUAUACUUUUAGAACAAUCAUCAAUAAAUCUAACAAAAAUGGUAAUUUGUUCUUGGUGACUAACGUCAGGUGUACAGUCAAGAAUGAUUGAGAAAUAUUUGCAUAAUUUUAAACAUUCAACAAUACACUUUUUUACUUUUUCUCCUAUUAAAAAAAUCAAUUCAUUUUGUAUUUUAUCUCCCAAAUAAUGCGACAUUUUGUUCCCAUCUUUUUGGACUCUAUCAAUAUGUUCGGCCAUUACAGAAUCAAAUUUUGCAAUCGUCUCAAUUAAUUUCAAAAAAUUACCGUUACCCUUAUCAAAUAGUCUUUGACUGUUAUCCCUAAAAGCUAAAUUUUGUCCAGCUAAAAACUGGAUAACAGAUAAUAUUCUCUCUAAAAUCGAAGUCCAUCUUUUUUUUUCCAUUUGAAAUAAAUUUUGAUUGAUAGAGUCCACAGUUAAACCUUUUUCUAUUGAUUUUUUUAAUUCAAGCCAUUUCCUAACACUUUCAAAAUGCCCCUUACUGGUUUCGUGUCUUUCUAAAGUCCGAGAUAAAUAUCGCCAGUCACUAUAGCCAUUAUCAGAAACUUUAAAUAAUUUACAAGGUAAACAGUACACUGAAUCUUUAGAUUUUGAGUAAAUAAGCCAGGUUUUAGGAACUUUUUCAUUGUUAGUUAUUUUUUUUUUCAAAGUAAGCAGCGCUAAAACAUCUAUUUAAAUUAUUAAUGGGAUAAUUAAUAUUUUUAAUUUGAACAGGUCCUAUUCCUAAAAUCAAUAAUCUAAUAUUAUCCGUUAAUAUUUUGGGCCAAUAUUCUGGAUCUGUAAAUCGUUCUUCAUUUACCUGAAUAGCUUCAAUGUUCUCAGUUUGCGUAUUUGCUGGCGUAUUCGUCGAGUGACCAUCUUGUUUCAGUUCAUCUCCUGAUGGUUGUUGAUCUCCAUCAUUUUGUUGUUCUACAUCGGCAUCGGUUUCAGUUGACGUCAAAGGUUGAACAUCCGGCCUUUGGCUUGUUGAAGGUUGAGGUUGUGCCGGUUGUGGGUUCGUUGAUGACGCAAAAAAUUUUUUUAACGAAUCUGCUAACCUCCUGUCAUCUUCCUCCUUUUCUAGCUUCCUUUUUCGGUAUUGGGGACCAGAAAGCCUCUUUCGACCAUCAGCCAUCUAAAUCAACAAAUAUUUUUUUUAGAAUUGGCACAAAAAUCAGACAUUACUUUUUUCAAUGAAAAAUUGCUUAAGGCAUGAAGUUCUAAAUAUUUGGAAGAUAUUAAUAAAAUAUUUUAAACUUACCUUUAACAACACAAACACAAUUUUUAUAUAAAAUGUAUUAAAAAUAAACACUAAUCGACAAGUCGCUUUAAAACUCGCAAAUUAAAAUAAAUUAAAAACAAAAGGGUGGGAAUUUCUAAACAUUACACCCCCGCUUAUUUCUGCAGCUCCAAAAUACAUAUUAUUUAUUACCCAAAAGUAUUGAAAUUCCGCAAGAAAUAAAUUUCGAGAAAUUACUAUUGGUGGUAUUUUACGCGGCUCUUUUAAUUACGCCGCCCUUAUAACAUCAUCAGCACCGCUUUGGCUGAACCCACCAUAAUUGCGGUGCUAUUGUUUUUAUUACCUGGUCCUUGUACCUAUUUAUUUAUCUAUAUAGAUUAUUAUUAUUAUUAUUAUGGCAACGAUUCGGGGAACAAUGCUCGGUUUCAGUAAACAUUGUAUUCUGUUGGCGCCUUAAUUAUAAGUUUUAAAUUUUAUAAAUUUUUGUUAUUCAUAUUUUUUUUUUCAUUACUUGGCGCUUUUUUAUUUUAUUUUUCGGAUAUUUUGCCGCCCCAAAUGAGCGCCGCCCGGGUGCGGCGCACCCCUUGCACCCCCGGCACGGCUCGGCCCUGUUAAUGGCACACAAACACUGCUAAACUAUGGUAUUGCUGUGUCAACAUGUUACUAAUGUAAGAAACGUAGCUGUAGGAUGGCAUAUUUUAUUAUGCGUCUUUAGUGUACUUAACACACUUCAAUAAUUCUGGUUCGUCACAUUAUGUUAUAAUGGACAUGUGUCCAAAUGUUUAGUUUUCAAGGUGUCGACUAUAGCAUCACUUAUACUGUGUUUUUAUUGAAUAAGAUAUUAGGACAUUAUAAAUAACAUAUUGAAACUAAGCCAGUGCCACAAAACUCUUUACGUCAUCAAAGAUGUCGAUAAAGGAGUCAAAUCAAUGUAUACUUGCAGUGGAAAAUAUGUAGGCCUUUUCCUGUAUUUUCACAUCUGCCAUUCUUGUCAACCUUUAAACGAAAUUGAUCCAAGGUCACUUGAAUUAUUUUUUGUUAAUUAAUUCAGAUCAAUUUUUAUUCAUUAAUCAGACUUUUUUAUAUUUAGGCAAUAAUUUUUAUUAUAGGCAAAUAACAUAAAUAAUGCCAAGCGUCACUUCGGAAAAUAUUAUACAUAUGUACAUAUGCACAGCAUCAGUUAACAACUUGUGACAAAUUUUGCAUAUUCUUCUUCCUUCUAAAGAGUUUCCAGGUUACUAUGUUAAUGGUAAUUAAGGAAUGUUUCGGGUAAGAGUACGUACUUAAUAAAUAAUCCUUUAUUUCAGACACAAAAACAAAACCUUAUCAAAGCCUCUAUAUUAGUAAUUGUUCACGCGUAACUUGCAGUUUACCACAGGACCACCAGAUGUAAAAUUACACUUUUUUUAUGGACAUGACUCAAAAUAUUCCAUUUCUAAAAUAUCUAUAAGUACAUAGACAUAAUAAAAACGAAAACCUAGCUAAAGACAUGGUACUCGUACAAAAGCCAAAAACUAAAAUUUUCAAUGAUUUCAAAUAUUCUAUAUAGAAAAAUUAAAUAAAAUACUAGCUUAGUAUUCUCAAUACUGUCUCAUUCAAAGAAAGUUUUUAAAUAUUCCCUUGCUUCUUACAAAUAAAAAACACAUUUACUUCCAAAAAGAAACUUUGUUUAAUAAAACCUUGUAAGAAACAAAAAUUAUAGCAAUCCAGGACAUUUUUAGAACUCAUUAACUUCGAUGGUCACCUAAUUUUAGUCAAGAUUGAUGACGGUUUUCCGGAAUUAUAACAAAUUAAAAAAAAUAUAUAUAUAAAAAACUUCUUGCUAAUUAGAUAUUAACACACUUUUUAACCUGGAAAAUAGAAUAAUGUAGUAAAUAUGUCAACAACUCGCCUCAAAUUAAUAAGGCAACAAAUUAUUAAUGAUUUUACGGACUUGGUGAAAACCUGGUUGUCAACGCCGCUGCGUGAUUCUUAAAAGAACCGGGCAUUUCGAUCUUAAACUGUCAGGUUUAUACUGAAAUAAAUUGCAAUAUUAAACGCCUACAGGGAAACUAUUUUACUUUUACAUUUAAAACUGUGAAAUACGAAUUCUUCUAUGUAACUGGGCGUUAGAAUCAUAACUAUUCGUUUGGUGGAAAUAUCUCAAUUUUUGGAGAUACGGAUGUUUUUCUUAGUAGGGGCUAUAUGAAAUAGAACAAUUGAUUGUAUUAUAAACUAUAAACUUAUUCGCAUGACAAAAACUAUAUAAAAUGAUACCUAGGUUUUAAGGUGGUGUUCCGAUCUUAUUGACUUUAUGCAACGUCCCGGUUUCUACAAUUCUGCAAUAUCCCAGUUCUAAAGAAUGAGCAACGAUAUGUGUUUCCGGUAAUGACAAAAUCUUUCCAAGUCUUCCGAGAGUAAACAAGAAUACAAUAUUGUCCGUAUUAUUAAGAUAUCCUUGACAAUUUAAAUAAGCUCUGAAGGAAUGAUAAUCAGCAUCUAAGUGAUAUUUUGUACAUAUGUAUAUUUUAAAAGUUUUUAUAAUGUUGCCUAUCUUUUAAAAUCACAAAAUAAUGUUAUUUUUUAUUUCGUAUUUUUGAUUUGCCACAACAUAAUAAAUAAAUACAUUUAUGCUUAUCGGUACUCACUCCUUUACGUCUUACUUUACCUUUUUGUACGCCACUACAUGAUUUUAUAUUCUACGAUAAUUGUUUUCUAUCCAGCAAUGAUUAGUCAAUUAAUAUCUACUACGUAUAGUUUUCUGUUCUAUAGUCUACCUAGUUUUCUGAGUAAUUUUAUUGAUUUUAUGCUCACCCACUUAUAUUACUUUUAUUCUGUUCUUAACGUUAAACAGUAUCUUCUCCCAAUUUUGACUGUUUGGCUAACUAACCUUUCAUUAUUUUUUUUUUAAUUACCACAAUACAAAAUAAGGCCAAUAGACAUCCUAUAACCUAUGAUUGUAGUUUUGACAUUACUUUUUUGUUGGACCACGAAAAUAUUACUAUUUGUUUUUGAAACUUUUAGACUGCCUAGUUUUUAGGCUACUGAUAAUGAACAUUGUCAGACUAGCUAUUUCUUUCUUAUGUUCAUUAUUUUCUGUUAAUUAUAAUUGUAAGCCUCCUUAAGUUCGUUACGCAAGAAGUUGGUUUAUACAAUCCCGAGGUUUGUAUAAUCGAGUAACAACAGUAAGUUGGCAGCAAACAAAUCCUUGCUCUACUUUGCAUCUGGUUCUGGUCAACUUACAGAAAUUAAAAUACAGUACAAUCUCGAUUUCAUAACAAAAUGUAAACAAAAAUAAUGUAAGUGGAUAAACGGUUUAAAUUUUGGACCAACUCUUUAGAAUUAUACCUGAGUAUCGAAACUUUUAAAAUCUGACACAGUCCUAUGUUUUAAAAUUUCCUAAAGCAAUCCAUGAAACUCAUAGGCAGCAUAUGCUCCCUAUAUUUUUUAUGCGUCCCAUCUAUUGACGCAAAGGCACACCUUCAUUUUGCGUUAACAUAAUUAUAUAGAUAUAUAUUUUUCCCUUGAAAAGUAGAAAACCUUUUAGUUCAGGGCUACAAAGGUCUCUAAAUGUACUUAGGUAUCCUUACCCACUAAGGCUAAGGGUAUAGACAUUUGCUUAUCUUCAGCAAAAUAGUGGGCUUCCAAUAUCCAAUAUACUCUGGCAGAGAACCAACUGUGGUCCUAAAAUCCAUUUGUUACUGAUGGAUAAUGUCCCUUGCCUCGCCAUCAUUGCUUGCACUUUCACCUUGCCUUCUGGCAUUAUGUAUUAUCAACAUUCAUCUUGCUACGCCAAACAUGUAACGCUAACAAAUAUUUGAAUCAGAACCGACACCACUUUAGAUCCCAUGAUUUAUUAUUGUAUGUACUGCUCGAUCCGAUCCUGUACACAUACGAGCACUUUACUGGACCAUUCGCUCACUACGGCUGCCGAGGAGCUUCCAAUUUCUUUCUUGUCCAUCUUCUCUUGAUCAAUCUGGGGACAAAAAUACUUUGUUGUCCGUGUGUCUUCUGUACAGCUCAUACUAUUGGGUCGCCAGUAAAUUACUUUUUCCUAUUACACGGAUUUUUUUUUUGAAAGAUUGUAUACGAUUAAUGCUUGACGCUUCUAGCAUACCUUAUUACCGAUAUACCGAUUUAGGCGGAAUUAUUACUUGUAAACCCUCCCAUCGACAGUAAAAGGUUUUCGGUUAAAAAUCUUUGACUGGGAAGAGUAGAGCUCCAGUUUCCUUGUUGUUUAUUUUAUAAUUUUUUAGUGUUGAUACUUUUUCUUCGACAAAAUUCUAAAAAAAAUCGCAAAAUAUAGACUCUGACACAUUGUCAUAGUAACAUAGGCAAGUGGCCAGACUUUCUCUUAUUAACUUUAUGUUUCUCCUUAUUCCAAACCAUUCUAAGCAGAACCUGUUAAAGCCUUUUAAAUCCGACCUUUAAAUGUUCCUGUUAUUGUCAUCAAGACUAAAUUAUAGUCAUAUAUUUAAAUCUUACAGAGGCGUCCUAAUUUCGUAACUUUGGCUCAGUAAAACGCAAUUAAAUGUUAAAUAACUUCUUGAUCACCAAAACACACCGUAUAUCUUGUCAUGAAUCCAUAAUUUUGCCACCCUACAUAUACUUAGGUUAAGUUUAUUUAGCCUUUUAUAGAUUGAAAAAAUAAGUACAAAAUAUAAGCAUAGGUUGUAUGUGUUGGGUUUGUACGCUAGUUUAAAAUUAAGUUAAAUAUUUUAUAUGUUUGUAAUUAUAUUGUCAAGCUUUAAAAGCCAUAAUUUUUCAUGUUUUAUUUGUAAUUAUAUACGCACGCAGAUUUUUUAAAUAAAUAGACUUUAUAAAACAA
Molecule: messenger RNA, 10515 nt
Organism: Anthonomus grandis grandis
Lineage: Eukaryota; Metazoa; Arthropoda; Insecta; Coleoptera; Curculionidae
Gene: Myb
Product: myb-related protein A
Exons: 11
Coding region: 180-2432 (750 amino acids)
Biological process (GO): regulation of DNA-templated transcription
Cellular component (GO): nucleus
Molecular function (GO): DNA-binding transcription factor activity, RNA polymerase II-specific; RNA polymerase II cis-regulatory region sequence-specific DNA binding
Source: RefSeq, a predicted model, not a curated record